AUGGGGGACAGAGCCAGCGCCAACGAAAUCGCGCGGUACGACGAUGAGUGUCCGAUCUGCAUGGAGCCCUUCUCGGCCGCGCGCGCGCGCAUCUGCUUCGGGCCCUGCGGGCACGGCUAUUGCCGGGGCUGCAUUGACCGCCACCAGGAAUUCAAGAUCGACAGAGACGAAGCUGUGGAGUGUCCUACUUGUCGGGGGCCGAUGGACCAGUCGUUGCGGCGCCAGGGCACGCACAGCGACGCGCGGAAGCUCGCCGCGAUGAUCUUCAAGCUCGGCCACUCGGACCGCACCACGCGCCGCGUCCACGCGCUGCAACUUGCCGCCUUUCUGACGCACUGCAGCCCGCGCCGGCUGGACAAGGCGUCGGAAAUGGGCGCCGCGGACGUGCUGGCGCAGGAGAUAUGGCUCGCGCCGAACGACGACGCCCUGGCCGCGCUCGGGCUCGCGGCCACGCGCCUGUUGGCCGGCGGUGGCGACGUGGGCGGGCGGCGCGACCGCGCGGCGUCGGUCGGGCUGAUGAUCGCGCUCGCGGACGGGCUGCGGCGCGCCCGCGACGACGUGACGAUCCGCUGCCUCGCGCUCUCGACGUCCGCGAUCCUGGAGGGCGAGGGCCGCCUACGCGCGCGCCGCAUGCUGGCCGCCGACCACGGCGUGUCGGGCGGCAUCGCGGUGGCGCUGCAGCACGCGCAGUCGGAGGAGACGCGCAUGAUCCUUGCGUGGGCGGCCAAGUUCCUGGUCUCGUCGCUGUCAGCGCGCGAGGGCCUGGACGCUGACCUCCCGUCCGUCGACGGCGCGGAACACCCCCGGGGCCUCGCGCGGUCGGCGUUCCAUGCGGUGCUCGCGUGGCUGCACUCCGCGCCCGUCCGACUCGCGAUGAACUCGGCGACCGUCGCCGCGUUCGCGGAGUUUGGGGCGCGGGGCGAGCCCGGCGAUACGGGGCUGUCGAAACACGCGCUGGCCCUGGCUGUUGUGUUCGGGUUCGCCCGCAACGACCUGUACAACGACAGCCUCCUGUUCACACUCUUCAUGUUCACGAAAGCGCCGCUCUUCAUGUGGCUCACCGAGGGCGGCGGCGAGCGCGCCCACCUCCUGCGGCAGUGGUGGCGCCCCCUCACGCCGCUCCUCGCGCUCACGAGCCUCCGCUACCGCAACUCCGGCGGCAUGUACGAGGCCAUCAAGUGGGCGGGCGUCGGCGCGUUCGUCACGGACAUUCUGCGCGGAGUCGGCGAGCGCACGUUUCGCGCAUUCGGAAGCGGGCAGGCGUACCAGCGCGACGACGCGGCGCGGCGACAGCUCGGGCAAGCGCUCGCGAGCGCGUUGCGGGAGGCGCAGUCAGACCAGGCGCGCACGGCGCUUGCGCUGGCCAUUGCCGGUUUACUGGGACAGGGCGGCGACGAGGGGCGGCGGCGCGACGAGCUGUGGCGCGCGGGGGCCGGCGAGGCGCUCGCGGUGGCGCUGCGGGCGGCGGGGACGGAGACGGCGGUGGCGGCGAUCGGUUCCGCGGUGGCCGCGCUGCUGAGCAACGGCGGGGAGGCGGGGGCGCGGCGCGACGGCGCGAUGGGUCUCGCGGGGCUGCUCGGGGACGUCCUGCGCGGGGCCGAGUCCGAGACGGUCCGGUGCUACGUGGCGUGCGCGGCGCGGGCCCUCGUCGGCAACGGCGGCAACGCAGCGUUCCGGCGGACGGUGGCGGCCUGGGCGCUGGCGGCGCCGGUGUGCGAGGCGCUCUCGGACACGACGUGCGACGAGACGCGCGUCAUCCUCGCGGAGACGCUCCAGGCGCUGCUGGCGCCGGGCGGUGGCACGGUCCUGGAGGGCGAGCGGCGCGACGCUGUCGCGGCUGCCGGCGGGGUCGACGCGCUGGUCGAGGCCCUGCGCGAGGCCGGGCCGGGGCGCGUGCGCCGCGCGCUCGCGUGCGCGGCGGGCAACCUGAUGCGCGAGGGCGGCGCCAUGGAGCAGCGACACGUCAGCGCCAUGACGGCAUCGCGCGGCGCUCCGCGGACGUCGCUGCUGCACGUGCUGGACAUGACGCGCGCCGUCGCGGAGCACGAGGGCGACACGGAGACGGCGAACACGGCGGCGUGGGCGGUGUGGAUGACGCGCGGGCGGCCGCUGCUGCGCGGACGCCAGCCGUGGGAGCGCUCGCGGUGGAAGGGGGCGCUGGCGGGCGCGGCGGUGGCGGUGACGGCAGUGCUGCCGCACCUCCGCGUGUAG
Molecule: messenger RNA, 2211 nt
Organism: Pedinophyceae sp. YPF-701
Lineage: Eukaryota; Viridiplantae; Chlorophyta; Pedinophyceae
Source: the annotation of a GenBank genome assembly